GGCCUGGGGCGCCUCCCCAGCGCCGCCCCGCCCCGCCCGCCGCCCGAGGUCGGCCCCGCCGCGCCCGCGGGGGGCGGAGUGCAAGCCCGUCGGGAGGCCGCUCUGGACUCUGCAACCCUUGCGUGUGUGCGCCCUGCUUCCCGCGGGCCGCUCAGCGCUCCUUCGCCCGUCCAUGGAAGAGGGCAGAUCCCCAUCGCCGGGGGAAGACCUGGAGCUCUUGACGCUCGGGGGGCAGCCCGAGGAGCAGAAGCCUUUCAAUGGAACCGUCCAGGUUAUCCCUCUUUCGGUCGAGGAGGAGCCCCUCCCCGCCCAGGCGAACAAAGAGAACCCUUGGAGCUCCUGUAAUAAGAAAUUGGUUGGAAAGUGCAAGCUGUGGAUGGUCAUCGCCUCGGUUUUCCUAGGUCUGGUUGUAAUCAUCAUCGUAAGCUUAUGUCUUAUUGGAGUAACUUACAUCGAUGAAGAUGCAAAUGAAAUACUUGAGUUGUCGUCAAACAAAACCUUCUUGGUCAUGCUGAAGGUUCCAGAGGAGUGCAUUACGGAGAAGGAACUGCCUCACCUGCUCACGGAAAGGCUCACAUACGUGUACACUUCGUCCCCGUCGCUGAGUCGUUAUUUUACUUCAGUGGAAAUGACGGACUUCAGCGGUGAAAAUGCCACCAUAGCCUACGAGCUGCGGUUCGGGGUUCCUUCAGAAGACGACGGUUUUAUGAGGUACAUGAUGAGUGAGGAGUUGGUGCGGGGCGUGUUACUACAGCAUCUGCACGAGCAGGGAGUGUCUGGCUGUGAGGCUGUGGGACGGGACCCAGCGUCCCUCUGGCUGUACGAAUGAAGGGGAGGCUGUCAGUCUGUAUCUGAAGGCAGCAUUCCACCGAGUUUGGGGAUGAGAGAAUUCACUUUGUUUUCCAGAGAAGAUCCUUCAAAUUACCAUGGAAGGCCUGGCGAUGCCCGAAGGGGUGGAGACGGUCCUUCUUCUCCUGAUUCUGCAUUUAUGAAGUCUGGGCUCUGUGUCCAGCAGAACAGCCCCUGUGAGCUACCCCCGCAGGGUCUGGUCUUGGCAAAGGCAGGAAGCCAGAUGGAGCGAGGGGGACGGGGUAGGUGGGUGGCCCCUGCUAUUCUUGGAGCACCAGUUGCCUCCACCCACAGGUGCACGCUUUCUCUUUCGUGCAAAGGUGACCUUUCAGGCGGGAUCCCGUCAGCCUGUGCUGGUGGAAAGAGCGGGCAGGCUGGAGGCGAGGGGCAACUGAGCCAACUGCUCGCUGAAGUCCUCCUCCCACCCCCCCACUGCCGUCGUGUACUUGAUCAACCUCUUCGCAAGACUGCGGGGAGGGCACUUUACCGGACCAAAGCGGCAAAGUCCUGGCUCCAGUCCCAUGAGCUGCAGGGGCCUGUCUUCGCAGACCAGCCCCAGCGUGUCACGCGGCGUUACCGGGUCGUGCAGCUACCGGAGAGGACGCGUGCUUCUUGUUGCGCAUCUCCUCCUUGCUCCGGGGACUCCUGAACACGCUUCGGAAACGUGGGUCCCUGUGUGUGUUGAGUUUUGAACACAGCUGCUGUCUUUUGGGAUGGUCUUUGCACUUAACAGUGUCUCAGAUUCCAUGAGAGGACCAUUAAGGCUGCUAGCCACGCACGCUGGCCCGUGCGGCUAGCCUUCCUCUAAAACCCCGUGUCUUCAGCCAUUGAUUGUGUAUCUUAUCGAAGAGGGUUCGAAACAGGAAGAACCACUCUCUGUUUGAAAUAAACUGUUGGGGGCUUGAUGCCAGUUCAUUAGCAGGCUGGGUGGAAUGUCAGCGACUAGCGCUGACAUCUGGGGACGCAGAAUUGCCUAGCAUGAGGAGACAGAGGGUUGUUUUGUUGGGAAAAUUGUUUUGCUGGAAAGUUUCCGAGAGAGAGUGUUGUGGGCCUAUCACGAGCAUUUCUUAGCCCCGGGGCCGCAGUUAGAUGGGCUGUGGGUGGACAUCAGUAUGAGCGGCUGCUGUGCCUGGUGAUGUGCCCCAGUGUGAGUCUCGAGCCAGAUUUGCCAUGGCCUUUUUGUGAUCCAGGACUCCGGGUAACGUGAAUUUGCUUUCUUAUUUAACUAGAGGAUACGUUUAUGUAACCUGGUGUCUCAUUUUGAGGCCAGUUCCUCAAACUAGCCGAAUAAGUGCAUUUCCUUUCUUCCUCUUUAUUUUUUACAUGUCAAAUGUAGAGUGUAGUGUGUGUGUACUUUUUAGAAUGCAAGGAAUAAAUUUCACGGGGAAGAUUUAAAACUGUUCACAAUAAAUUAUGUUUGUGGGGACAUUGCCACAGUCACAUUCUUUCGCGGGUGUUGCGUCUCCGGGGCCAU
Molecule: messenger RNA, 2323 nt
Organism: Ailuropoda melanoleuca (giant panda)
Lineage: Eukaryota; Metazoa; Chordata; Mammalia; Carnivora; Ursidae
Gene: C1H3orf52
Product: chromosome 1 C3orf52 homolog
Exons: 6
Coding region: 173-829 (218 amino acids)
Source: RefSeq, a predicted model, not a curated record